Phyllostomus discolor (pale spear-nosed bat) is the source of this 3778-nucleotide messenger RNA. It is a transcript of the gene PIK3AP1, whose product is annotated as phosphoinositide-3-kinase adaptor protein 1. Gene Ontology annotation, cellular component: cytosol. The transcript is spliced from 17 exons. NCBI's taxonomy places the organism in Eukaryota, Metazoa, Chordata, Mammalia, Chiroptera, Phyllostomidae. Bases 143 to 2557 code for a protein of 804 amino acids. Gene Ontology annotation, biological process: signal transduction. The record is from RefSeq and is a predicted model, not a curated record. Gene Ontology annotation, molecular function: phosphatidylinositol 3-kinase regulatory subunit binding; signaling receptor binding.
GGGAGGAAGCGUCAGAGCCGCGGCUAGUCCUGCGCGGAGCCGGUGUCCCCUCCGGCCCGCGCCCAGGGACGCCGCCGGCCUCCGCUCCGUGCCCCAGGCCCCACGCGCGCAGCAAGCCGGGUGUGAGAGUUGCCCCCGCGGCAUGGCAGCCUCAGGGGUGUUCCGAAGGUGUGACAUCCUCCUCUUCUAUAGCUCGGAUGCUGAGGAAUGGUGCCAGUAUCUCCAGGACCUUUUCCUGGCCAGUCGGCAGGUCCGCACCCAGAAGACGCUGACUUACAGGUUGGGCCCUGAGACCUCCUUCUCGGCAGAAGACUUGACCUUCUUUCUCAGCCCACGCUGCAUCGUGGUGCUGCUGUCUGCAGAGCUGGUGCAGUGCUUCAGCCAGCCGGCCCUGCUGCCCCUGCUGCAGAGAGCCUUCCACCCUCCACACCGCAUGGUCCGGCUGUUCUGCGGGGUGCGGGACAGCAAGGAGUUCCUGGACUUCUUUCCAGAUUGGGCUCACUGGCAGGAGUUCACGUGCGAUGACGAGCCUGAGACUUAUGUGGCAGUUGUGAAGAAGGCCAUUUCUGAAGAUUCUGGCUGUGACUCGGUCACCGACACUGAGACUGAGGACGAGAAGGUCCUGCCCUACUCGAAGCAGCAGAGCCUGCCACUGGAGACUUCACCUGGGAACCUGAUGGUGGUGCAGCCAGACCGCAUUCGCUGUGGGGUGGAAACCACGGUCUACGUCAUUGGAAGAUGUAAGCUGGACGAGAGAGUGAGGACGGAAGCAGAGUUUUUCCCAGAGGAUUCUCCCUCAGUAAGGGUGGAAGCCAGGCUGGAGAAUGAGUACACCGUGUCCGUGAAGGCGCCCAACCUUUCCUCUGGGAAUGUCUUUCUCAAAAUAUAUUCCGGGGAUUUAGUGGUGUGCGAAGCCACUGUAAGCUAUUACACCGACAUGGAAGAAAUCGGGAAUUUAUUGUCCAGUGCUGCGAACCCUGUGGAGUUCAUGUGUCAGGCCUUUAAAAUUGUGCCCUACAACACAGAAACCCUCGAUAAACUGCUGACUGAGUCCCUGAAGAACAACAUCCCUGCAAGUGGGCUGCACCUCUUCGGGAUCAACCAGUUGGAAGAGGAAGACAUGAUGACAAAUCAGAGGACUGAAGAGCUGCCCACCUUGUUGCAUUUUGCUGCAAAGUAUGGACUGAAGAACCUCACUGCCUUGCUGCUCACCUGCCCGGGAGCCCUACAAGCGUACAGUGUGGCCAACAAGCAUGGCCACUACCCCAACACCAUCGCCGAGAAGCAUGGCUUCAGGGACCUGCGGCAGUUCAUCGACGAGUAUGUGGAAACUGUGGACAUGCUGAAGAGCCACAUUAAAGAGGAACUGAUGCAAGGGGAGGAGGCUGACUCCGUGUAUGAGUCCAUGGCCCACCUUUCCACAGACCUGCUCAUGAAGUGCUCCCUCAACCCUGGCUGUGACGAUGACCUGUACGAGUCCAUGGCCGCCUUUGUCCCGGCUACCACCGAAGACCUCUAUGUCGAAAUGCUUCAGGCCAGCACAUCCAACCCAAUCGCUGUGCAGGGUUUCUCUCAGGCCACUAAGGACUCUAUGAUCCGCAAGUUUCUAGAAGGCAACAACGUGGAAAUUCCCCGUUUGGAGAGGGAGCUGUACCGUCAUGAUUCAGAAGAUGUUUAUCACACAGUGGAUGACGACGAGGCCUUUUCCAUGGACCUAGCCAACAGGCCCCCCGUCCCAGUGCCCAGGCCAGAGGCCAGUGCUUCUGGCGCUCACCAUCUGCCCGACAACGAACCAUACAUUUCUAAAGUUUUUGCAGAAAAAAGCCAAGAACGGCCUGGGAAUUUCUAUGUUUCCUCUGAGAGCAUCAAGAAAGAGCCUGCCGUCAGACCGUGGAGAGACAGGCCCCAGUCAAGUAUAUAUGACCCUUUCGCUGGGAUGAAGACGCCAGGCCAGCGGCAGCUUAUUACUCUCCAGGAGCAGGUGAAGCUGGGCAUUGUCAAUGUGGACGAAGCUGUGCUCCACUUCAAAGAGUGGCAGCUCAACCAGAAGAGGCGGUCUGAAUCUUUUCGCUUUCAGCAGGAAAAUCUUAAGCGACUAAGAGAUAGCAUCACCCGAAGACAGAGAGAGAAGCAAAAAUCAGGAAAGCAGACGGCCUUGGAGAUCACUGUGCCGAUCCGGCACUCACAGCACCUGCCGGGGAAAGUGGAGUUUGGAGUCUAUGAGAGUGGCCCCAGGAAAAGCGUCUUCCCCCCAAGGACGGAGCUAAGACGAGGAGACUGGAAGACAGACAGUACCUCCAGCACAGCAAGCAGCGCGAGUAACCGAUCCAGCACCCGGAGCCUCCUCAGUGUGAGCAGCGGGAUGGAGGGGGACAAUGAGGAUAAUGAAGUCCCUGAGGUUACCCGAAGUCGGAGUCCAGCCCCCCCACAAGUGGACGCAGCACCCCCGCCGCCCAUCGAGAGGCCCCCCAGGGUGCCUCCCCGAGCUGCCUCACAGAGGCCUCUGACCAGGGAGACCUUCCCUCCUCCUCCACCUGUUCCACGCAGGGGUCGUUGAUUCCACCUCCUGAACGCUGCCUACUUCAGGACUUAGAGACUAGCGAUUUUCAGCCUGGUAAUGAUGUCUUCGUGUGCGUUUGAUGGCAUGGAUGCUGGCAUUAAGACCUACUCUUAUUGCUGAUAUUGCUGUGGCCCUGCUGGUUUGGGCUUCCCUUGAAGAAGAGAUUAUUAAGGCACGAAGAAAUGAAAACCUGAGGACUUUAUUCACCAUCACCAAGCACAUUGAUCCCUAUCCUUGUUUGCCAAAAAGGCGAAGGCUUAAUGGAAAUAACUUACCUCUAAUUUAACACAUCAGAAGCCUGAAAGAUUGAUUAGAAAUGUACUUUACAGGAGAUUUUACUAAAAUGCACUUAUAUUAGGCCUUACUUAUUUGUUCGUCCAGACUAAUUUCUACAAGUGGUUAUGAUUUAGUACUUACAGUAUUCAAGUAAGAAGACACAUCCUAAUUUUUAAAUGAUUCUUCAACUUUUCUGUUGAAUGGGCCAACACUGUUCCUUCAUCUUAUAUUAACACCUGUGAGCAUGUAACACAAGUAUGUAAGUAGCAAAGUAUGAAGACUGGGAGACUGUGAACAGGAGAUUAGCGUUGCAGUCAGAUGCAGGUUGUUUAAAUGCCAGGACUGGUUGCAGACAACAAUCUGAGAAAGACUUUAAAAGGGGAUUAGUCCUAACUCCCCUUAUUAAGGAAGUCACAUCUGAAGUUCCAGGAAAGUCUGGGGCUGAGAGUAUUUGGUUGCUAAGAGGAAGAGGCGGGUUUAGAGUCUGGGCCUGCUGAUUCCACACUUUCUAGCUACAAGUAGCCAAGCUCUCCCCUUCAAGAAAUGCCCAGGUGUAGAAAUUCCGUCAGUGACUGACCAUUGGCCUUCUGGAAAUUUCCUUCUUCCAUUAUCUUUCAGAUAUAGAACUACAGUAUCAUGUUGGUGUUUUGGGUUUUUUUUUCCCCCAAUUUGGGCAUCAGUACUUUAGAAUGCUUUCAAUACAGUGAUGCUGCCAAAGAACAUUUAUAAAUGGUUGGAACCAGAAGCUUGGGAUGCCAGGGACCCUAUUUAUUGCUCUGCAGUCUUCAUUGAUUUUAGUUCUGGCUAUAAAAAGAGAGGAGAAUCCUUGACAUUUUCUCUGCUAAGGGCUCAGAAAAGGAAGAAAAAACCUAAAAUAAAAAUAUUUAUCUAUUUCCUUAUAUACCUGUUACUACCACUGAGCUUGGGAAAUGUGUUUGUGCA